This is a messenger RNA of Linum trigynum, 1388 nucleotides long. The record is from the annotation of a GenBank genome assembly. NCBI's taxonomy places the organism in Eukaryota, Viridiplantae, Streptophyta, Magnoliopsida, Malpighiales, Linaceae.
CUGACAACGAACCUUCUAUUUCCAUGAUGCUCCAAACUUUCAGGGAAUCUAAGUUGCUUGAUUUACGAACAAAAACAAGUGUGUUUCUUCUGAAAGCAAGAUCAAUGAUGGAAUAUCUUGACAAAACAAGAACCUUGGGGUAUAGUCAGGUCUUUGUGCAGUUUUCGGACUGUGGGAAACGGGCAGUUUAGCUCAAGCGGUCUAGCCAAACAUUUUGUGCCAAGGGCCACAUAGUGGUGGCUAAAAAUCCAUGCUUGCACGCAAGUGAUGUGCCUGUGUUAAGGGCUGUCGAUGUGCCUGCAUUGCAGCAUAUGGUGUAUUGUGUUGCUUUUACCUCAAAAAGGAUCCAGGUAAGUCUCUUUUUGCAUGUACCUAAAUUGCACCUUAGAGAGAAUAACUAUUUGGUAGAGUCUGACCAAAAGAUUUGUAUUUAGCCCUGAAAUGACAUGCUUUCUAUUGUUGUAGGAAGUUGAGUAUUUAAGCAAUUACAUCGUGAAUGACAGCAAUCAUUGCGAAUGCUCACACUGUCUUUGCUGAUAAGGAACCUCUGAAAGCCAUGAGCGAACCAUGGGUAGAGCUAGCACAUCAGUUUUCAUUUGCUGUCAACUUCAACAAAACCGGAGUUCCAGCCGUGAUACCUCCUCAUCUCCAUGUCAAAGAGUAUCCGGACUUUAUGGAAAAGCCAGACAAACCCACUUACCAAUCCCACAACGUCAUUGGGAAGCUUUUUCGAGAAGUGAAAGACACUGUCCUGCACACCAGCUGUGUCAAGUCCCCUGGUGUGUGUAUGACAAGCUGAUCCAUAUCAAGAAGAUGAAAGAUAUCUCAUGUUUUGCUCAGCCUUUGGAUGUUAUCAUAUCACCAAUUUCAGGUAUGUAAAUAUAUGCACUCUGCCUAUGUAAUUGUUUUUCGAACUGUUUGAUCACUAUCCAGCUUAUUUGAAUUCUCUUGGAAGUAGUUGUGGCAGUAACCCAUCUGGAAAUUGAGGUAGAGUAACUGAACUGGAAAUGAACUUGAAUUGAGGAUACCAUGUCUGCAACUCUUAUCAUCCAUGGCUUCCUGGUCUUGAUUUGCUCGGCCGAGGCAGAUAAACCUCCAGCAGUAAGAUCCCUAACAGCAAAGCCACGACACAAUUCAGAAUCUAACCCAUCAAUCUGGGUUGAAAUACUACGACAUUAAAGUUGAAGCGCGUAGCACUGGAGAGGAGAUGAUUAGGAGCUUGUGUUGCUCAUAAGAAGAAGUGAGCAGAAACAUACAAAUAGAGGAACUGGAAACGAGAAGAAGCUGCUUACGAUCAGGAGAAGUUGGUGGGGGAUGAGUGGAUUGGAAUCCGGAAGAUUGAAAUAACAGGGCAGCCAGCACUGUAACAAUGAAUAGUACGAUGUUCC